Clunio marinus is the source of this 246-nucleotide messenger RNA. The record is from the annotation of a GenBank genome assembly. NCBI's taxonomy places the organism in Eukaryota, Metazoa, Arthropoda, Insecta, Diptera, Chironomidae.
AUGUUCGGUAUAAUUUCCACUUCAGAUAUUCUGAUGGUGUUUUUAAUUAAUGCGCAAAUCCAGAAAGCAUUAAUACUUUAUUAUGUCGAAUGUGAUAGCAGCUCUGAAAUGAAAAGUUUCAUGUUUCGAAUAAUUUUCAUCGCUUUUCCAGUGAAAAAUCUUAGUUUUGACAGUCUGUUGGCAGCAUCAAUGACAGAUUUCUUUAAGGGUUCUCAUCGUUCUCGUAAUUCACCUGAUGAGCGUUGA